GAGGGGGAGACCUGACCUUCACUGACCUCCACUGGUCUCCACUGGCCCAGGUGGGGGUCACUGCCCAAGGACCAGGUGGCAGGGGGCUCCAUGGCGGUGGGCGCGCUUAGGCUCCUUCUCCUCGGCUCCGUGGUCCGGGCUGGCUGCCCCUGCCAGGGCGCCGAUGCCUGCUCUGAGGGAACAUUGGCCCCCGUGCCCCCCAACUUCCUCCAGCCCCCCAUCCUCGCCCCACGGCCGGACGACGUCCUUCCCCCUUGGGUCCGCCGGCUGCUGCCCCGAAGCCUGCAGCUCCCGGGAAAGGCCUGGGCCUGUGGGGGGCUGAGCAGAGGGCUGCCAGGGGACUGCAUCUCCCCGCCGGAGCUGAGGGGCCGGGCCCUCAGGUUCCUGGCCAGGAGCCGACCCAGGAGGGACAUUACCUCGCCCACGCCGGGACCGGUCGGAGGGAACCAGACGGCCUCCGUGCCCUCCGUGUCCCCGGCGGGGAGUAGCGGCCGGCCCUGGCCCUACCUGGUGGGCUUCGUGGGAGGGGCCGUGCUGCUCUCCCUCCUCCUGGCGCUCGCCGCCAAGUGUCACGUGUGCCGCCACCACCGUGCCAGCUAUCGCCACCGCCCGCUGCCCGACGGGGAGAAGGGGCAGGGCCGGCCCCGGCGCCCAAAGGAGGAAGAGGAUGAUGACGGCUUCAUCGAGGAUAACUACAUCGAACCGGUGGGCAGGGGAGACCCUGGGGGCAGUGAGACUCAUUUCCCUCUCUGACUCCCCGCCGUCCUCCUUCUCUUCCUGCUCUGCUGGACCUGUUGAAUGUUCAUUAAGCACUGCCAUCUACCCUGUCCUCCCCUGGCAGGAGCAGAGGCCCCCUGGGACCGCGGGCCUCGCCGGGGUCUGGCCUGGGCCUGGGGUAUUAAUACGGGAGGGGAAGAGGGCAUUAGGGGACCAGAGGAAAGAGCAGAGGGCUGAGCAUUGAGAGUACUGACCCGAAUUCUAAUCCCAGCUCUGCCACGGGCCUGCUCCGUGACCUUGGGGAAAUCACUUCCCCUCUCGGUGUCCCAGUUUCCUCAGCUGGAAAGUGGCGAAAAGGCAACGAUAAAUGUGAAAACACCUUGGAAAAUACAAGGGUGUAUGACCAA
Messenger RNA from Tachyglossus aculeatus (Australian echidna), 1124 nucleotides. It is a transcript of the gene C24H1orf210, whose product is annotated as chromosome 24 C1orf210 homolog. The record is from RefSeq and is a predicted model, not a curated record. The transcript is spliced from 5 exons. The coding region runs from base 91 to 753 and encodes 220 amino acids. Lineage: Eukaryota; Metazoa; Chordata; Mammalia; Monotremata; Tachyglossidae.